This is a messenger RNA of Carassius auratus (goldfish), 2630 nucleotides long. Its product is annotated as synaptotagmin-2-like. The record is from RefSeq and is a predicted model, not a curated record. Lineage: Eukaryota; Metazoa; Chordata; Actinopteri; Cypriniformes; Cyprinidae. Gene Ontology annotation, molecular function: phosphatidylserine binding; SNARE binding; calcium ion binding. The transcript has 9 exons. Gene Ontology annotation, cellular component: dense core granule; synaptic vesicle membrane; plasma membrane. Gene Ontology annotation, biological process: calcium ion-regulated exocytosis of neurotransmitter; synaptic vesicle endocytosis. Bases 244 to 1536 code for a protein of 430 amino acids.
AUGAGAAGAGGAAAGAUCCUGCAUGUUCUCUUCUUUUUGGCAUCAGCUGAUCUUCAAGCUCUGUGUCAGUUUAGUUUGUACGACACCGCGCAUCUGAAGACAAUGUGUUUUCUCUAAAGGUACCCCAGGAAAUAACAUUAUAGCCAAUACACUGUUUUUCUGAGGCUUUUGGCUUGACACCACUAUAAGUUUUGCUUUGGGACACUCAGCACAUAUGGGUUUCUGUUGGUGUAUCCGUUAAGCAUGAAGUGGAAUUUGCUCAAGAAGAAGCCUGCGGCCAUGGUGGGCCCCGAGCCCACGGGUGCCAGUGCCCUAACCAUGGCCCCUGCUGUUUCCACACCUGCAGACAACUCCACCGAGCAUCAGGGUCCAGUCAGCAAGAAUGACGUCUUUGGUGACAUCAAAAACAAGUUCCUCAAUGAGAUGGACAAACUUCCAUUGCCUCCCUGGGCCAUUAUCGCCAUCGCCAUUGUAGCCGUGAUCCUCAUUCUCACGUGCUGCUUCUGCAUCGUUAAAAAGACCUGCCUUAAGAGGAAAAAGGGCAAAAAGGGAAAGAAAGGCAAGGGAGAAAUGGGAAUGAAGAACAUGAAGGAAGGAGAGAAACAGGAAGAGGAUGAUGAUGAAGAAGAUAUAGACAUGGGAAUAACUGAAGAGAAAGAGGAGGAACCGAAAGAGAAGGAGAAACUCGGAAAACUGCAGUUCUCCCUUGACUACGACUUCUCUGACAACAAGCUGACAGUGGGCAUCCUGCAAGCUGCAGAUCUUCUCUCCAUGGACAGUGGUGGCACCUCAGACCCAUACGUCAAAGUUUUCAUUCUCCCAGACAAGAAGAAGAAGUUUGACACCAAGGUGCACAAGAAAACCCUCAACCCCGUCUUCAACGAGACUUUCAAUUUUAAGAUUCCAUUCACUGAAAUGGGAGGAAAGACUCUGGUCAUGUCUGUGUACGACUUCGACCGUUUCUCGAAGCAUGACGUGAUCGGUGAGGUGAAGAUUCCCAUGAACACCCUGGACCUGGCACAACCUAUCGAGCAAUGGAGAGACCUGGAUAGCGCAGAGAAAGAAGAGCAAGAAAAGCUUGGGGAUAUCUGCAUCUCUCUGCGCUAUGUGCCUACAGCUGGAAAACUCACCAUCUGUAUCCUCGAGGCUAAGAACCUGAAAAAGAUGGAUGUUGGAGGACUCUCAGAUCCCUACGUGAAGAUUCAUCUUCUGCAGAAUGGCAAGCGGCUGAAGAAGAAGAAGACGACUGUGAAGAAGAACACCCUGAACCCGUACUACAAUGAGUCUUUCAGCUUUGAGAUCCCACAGGACCAGAUGCAGAAAAUACAAGCUGUGAUCACGGUGCUGGACUACGAUAAGAUCGGCAAGAAUGACGCCAUCGGGAAGAUCUGGGUGGGCAGCAGAGCGCAGGGUACUGAGCUCCGGCACUGGUCCGACAUGCUGGCGAACCCACGCAGGCCCAUCGCUCAGUGGCAUCCACUCAAACCUGAGGAGGAGGUGGAUGCCACGUUAGCAGCCCUCACUGCCAAGAAGUAAUCCUGUGCUUCUUCCUCCCCUCCCUCUCACCUUUAACUCCCCCCUUCCUUCCCUUCUUUCACUUUUCAACAUGCACACUAUAGUCAUCUUACUCAAUCAGCACUGAAUUACAGCCAUGGGCCACAUGACUAGAGGUAUUAUCUACAGCUAAAAUGAGAUGUGCAGAGAGACUCUUUCCACAGAUGUUCCUGAAGACAGGCCAAGCUCAUAGGUUUGUAUAUCCUCCAGAAGAGAUGUAAGCUCACACUCACACCCAGAUAUCCAACAGCAUUCCAGUUUUCCAUCGGGGACCAGGGAUAGAAAGCACUGCCACUUCCACUGCCUAAUUUAACACAUUCCUUCUAGAUUCUCUGGUCAUCUAGAUCAAAUCAGUUCUGUUACUUUUGAUGAGUCUGAAAGGACAGUGAAGAAUUGGUAAUCAUUGUGAAUAAUAAAAAAAUAAAAUAAAAUGUGGGAACUGGAGAGAUAGUUGGACUCGAUGCUCCUGCCCAACCGGAAGGGAUCUUUCAGGUGUCGAUUACACUGCCUGCGAAACAACCUCUUCUUCCAUUCUUCGGUUCCAGCUCUCAGCUGGCUUCUUCCACUGCCCAACAUCCUAACAAACCCUGACAAAAAGGAGACAAGCCUUGAAACAUCAUGAAAUAAGCAAUUCUUAGCUGCCAGGAACGUCUUCCUGUUAGCAUGGGUGUAUUUGUUUCUUUGCGUUGAUUUCUUGUAGUAAAUGUAUUCUCCCUGAGCACUUUAAAUGAAGGCGUGUUUUUGUUUCAGUCAAUGCUUUGUACAUUUUUGAUGUUCUGAACCCUCUCAUUAAAGGAAUAGUUCAUCAAAAAAAGAAAAUUAAGUUAUCGUUUACUCACUUUUCUUUCUUACGCCAAUGGAACACUAAAGGAGAUGUUUCAAAGAAUGUCCACGCUGCUCUCUUCCAGACAGUUUAGGUGACUAAUGAUCCAGAGGCAGUGAAGCUUAAAAGAAUAUGAAUCAUUGUCUUAAAUUCCAAGUCUUCUGAUGAUCUGACAGACUGAAAUUUAGGUUAUUAUUCACAAAAUUUGACUAAAAUCUUUUUGUUUGACAGGCUUGGUCACCAUUGGCUUUCA